Messenger RNA from Cydia strobilella, 1012 nucleotides. RefSeq lists its product as uncharacterized. The transcript is spliced from 3 exons. NCBI's taxonomy places the organism in Eukaryota, Metazoa, Arthropoda, Insecta, Lepidoptera, Tortricidae. The coding region runs from base 152 to 1012 and encodes 286 amino acids. Gene Ontology annotation, molecular function: catalytic activity. The record is from RefSeq and is a predicted model, not a curated record.
CAGCGUGGCCGCUACGGCCCAACUGAGACGCUGCCUGGUAGGUUUGCCAACAGCCGUUGCCCUCCUACAAGAACCAUGGGUGGGCAACGGUCACAUACGCGGGCUCUCCGACACGAAAGGCUGUCGCGACCUAGUCCUUGCCUCGGCGUACAUGCCCGGAGAGGACGAGCCGCCGCCCGCCGAACUACAACGACUGGUCAGCCACUGCGAGAGAGCGGGCCUCGCAUUAAUCAUCGGGGCCGACUCCAACGCACACCACCCGCUGUGGGGAAUGGAGACCAGUAACAACAGAGGUAAGACACUUGUUGAAUAUCUUGUGACUACUAAUCUAAACAUUUUAAAUGUAGGUGCCGAACCAACAUUCGUAAACAAACGAUGCAGGACGAUUAUUGACCUGACUCUGGCUUCGGAGGAGGUCAGUGAACUAGUCAUGGGAUGGCACGUCUCCCAGGAGGCCUCUUGCUCAGACCAUAGAUGGAUUCGCUUCAAUCUACUAGCAUCUAGUGACACACCAACCGCCCGAAGGAAUCCCAGGAAAACGGACCGAGCCACUUUCAGGAAGGUCCUAGGUGAAAGCCUCGACCUGCUUCCUCCGAGGGACGACUUCCGGGAACCGACUGAAAUAGAACAGCAGGUAAACAUCUUAACCGAUGCCCUCGUAGACAGCUACCACAAGGCGUGUCCCUUAAAACCACCGGCAAGGACUGCCAUAACGGGACACAAGUGGUGGGGUCCAGAACUGGAGAGACUCCGACGGAAAACCAGGAGACUCUUCAACAGGGCCAUGAACACAAUGGCCGAGGUAGACUGGGACAACUACUAUGAAGCCAAGGCCAAUUACAAAAAAAGACUGCGGUACUGGAGAUCCUUAUCAUGGAGGAACUUCUGCAGCAGCAUCGAAACACUAGACCACGCCAACCGUGUAAGGAAAACAUUAGCGUACAAGACCACAUCGCAAUUGGGCUCACUCCGGAAACCCGAUGGCACGUACACAUCUUCCCCUGAUGCGUAA